This is a messenger RNA of Aphanomyces astaci, 997 nucleotides long. RefSeq lists its product as hypothetical. Lineage: Eukaryota; Oomycota; Saprolegniomycetes; Saprolegniales; Verrucalvaceae. Gene Ontology annotation, cellular component: nucleus. Bases 99 to 569 code for a protein of 156 amino acids. The record is from RefSeq and is a predicted model, not a curated record. The transcript has 3 exons.
UGUGAAAAAAGAAACGUCUCGGGCUCGCUGCGAGCAGCGCAUUCCCCAUUGACGAGGCACACUACUUCUGCCGUUGACAUACAGUACACAGUAGUAGCAUGGAAGGCCUGAGCAUUUCUGCCGUCGGCGUCCGUCGCGCUUCGACUUCCACGGCAUCGUCGUCGUCGUCGCACGGGUCAGUGGGCCGCAGCGCGAUAACCCCCUCUCGUCAUGGAUCGUCGACUUCGUCGUCCAGCAAGCACGUGACUGACUCGAGUCGGUACAAGCUGUCGGAAGGGUGCUCGGUGAACGACGAGAACAACGAAAUCGACGACGGCAAGUACCCUGAGCCGACCAAGAUGUACCGCCCCAAGGAAUGGUCGCCCGAAGUCGAAGAAGCGUUUCGCAUCCAGCAAACGGGAUGGCGAGACAUUAACGACUACAAGAACAAGUACGGAGACCCCGAUCGAUGGGAAAACGGGUUCAUCCGAUGCACACGGGUGAAAGCCAGUGGGUAUUACACGUACUGGCGCAACACCCGCGAGUGCGAAGACAAGCACUUGAUCAAAGUCAAGGUGUUUGAAUACUAGUUUGACCAGCAGCCGCAGCCGCAGCACCUCUCGGCUAUAUUCCUUCCAUAAUGGACUCUAUUUUUUCAUUCAAUUUGGUGUGUAUUCUACUGCAGUUUGGUUGACAUCAUCACGGGGUACUUUGAGGGGCUUAUAGUCCCCACAAAACAUAAGCCACCACCACCGCCAAAAGCGGCACAAGUCCUGCCAACACCCACGCCAGCGACGUGGUUUGAGUCGUCGGCACGUUUUCAUCAGGGACGACCUGCGGGGGGGAGUUCUUGGAGCUGCUCUCGUCGAGCAACCGUCCUCCCCAGCGCUUCUUUUCCUCGAUUUUGGCCAGUUCCAGCCUCUCUUUGCAUGUCGUCCAAGCCUAAGUUUGGGGGGUGGUUGCGGGAAGCUGUUGCUGGUCGGGGUCGUCAGGUACCUGUCGAAUGGCCUUGUCGGUA